Vavraia culicis subsp. floridensis is the source of this 611-nucleotide messenger RNA. RefSeq lists its product as uncharacterized. The coding region runs from base 1 to 552 and encodes 183 amino acids. Gene Ontology annotation, molecular function: mRNA binding; metal ion binding. The transcript has a single exon. The record is from RefSeq and is a predicted model, not a curated record. NCBI's taxonomy places the organism in Eukaryota, Fungi, Microsporidia, Pleistophoridae.
AUGUUGAAUUUUAACAAGAACACCGAUAGUAUAAUCGAAGAUGGUACCAAGCGCUUGCAAAAGAACAAGCUGCCAUACUAUGAAAGAAAGAAAAUAGAGCUUUACAAAACCGAAAUUUGCAGAAGCUACGAGGAAAAUGGUUAUUGUCGUUACAAUGAAAAGUGCCAAUUCGCGCAUUCAUUGGGUGAAUUAAGGAAGAUAGACAGACAUCCAAGAUACAAGACAGAGAUAUGUAAAACAUACUGGGAAGAAGGAACGUGUCCCUACGGCAAGAGAUGUUGUUUUAUACACAAAGAGAACAUUGUUAAGGAUCGGGAUAUAGAAAUUAAUACGAUUAGUAUGAGUGAGGAAAUGGACACCGUGAAGGAGAAGUCUAAAAUUAGGGACUUGAAACCUUUUUACUAUAAACCCAACGAUUAUUUCGACAAUAGUUUGCUGUAUGUUAGAAUAGAUAACACUUUUAAAGAUGAUGAAAAGAUUCCAGGCGCUUUUUUUGUUCCAAAAUAUGAUAAGAAGAUCGCAAAAUUUGUUCUUGAUCAUCUAGACUUGUAAAUAAACAUCAGUUAUUUUUGAAUGUUCUCUAUGUUGUCCGCAUUCUAUUUCGCAUGUUG